Protopolystoma xenopodis is the source of this 342-nucleotide messenger RNA. The record is from the annotation of a GenBank genome assembly. NCBI's taxonomy places the organism in Eukaryota, Metazoa, Platyhelminthes, Monogenea, Polystomatidea, Polystomatidae.
AUGUUUUUGUUCAAUACCAAAACAGAAAUCGAUACUACACCUUAUCGCCGCACAUUGUGGAAUCAUGUUCAGAGUCUUUUUGGAGUUUGUCAUGAUGAUUUUCGCUACGAAUAUGUUGACAAGCUUUUCACUCGCCCUCAACAAACUUUUCUCAAGCUCUGCGCCACUCGUCCCUAUGAAAUUCUUUCUACUGGCAAAGAUGCCCUUUCCUACAACCAAAUAAUGCCGUUUCUCGCUCCGUCAGAAGUGGUUCACCUUAUCUUGAUGAUCAUGGACGCCCGUGAGCAAGCCUGUCUCCUUCAUAUUGCUCAUGCCAUCUCUGAUGCUCACAUUGGUGCUUAG